Messenger RNA from Apis dorsata (giant honeybee), 1775 nucleotides. RefSeq names its product ras-related protein Rab-7a (gene Rab7). The transcript is spliced from 5 exons. Gene Ontology annotation, molecular function: GTPase activity; GTP binding. The coding region runs from base 160 to 783 and encodes 207 amino acids. Gene Ontology annotation, cellular component: phagocytic vesicle; lysosome; late endosome. The record is from RefSeq and is a predicted model, not a curated record. NCBI's taxonomy places the organism in Eukaryota, Metazoa, Arthropoda, Insecta, Hymenoptera, Apidae. Gene Ontology annotation, biological process: phagosome-lysosome fusion; endosome to lysosome transport.
GACAGUCGAAAUGUGAUCAUACUCGGUCGAUAAAAGAAGCAAAGAACAGGUGACGACAUCGUUGUCAUACUCGUGAUUUCAUAACACGCCAUUUUCUUUGUGUGAAGUACUGGUCAAGAGGAAUUUCACCUACUAUUUUCUAUCUAUUUCAAGUUUACAAUGGCUUCUCAUAAGAAAAUAUUGCUUAAAGUCAUUAUUCUUGGGGAUUCUGGAGUUGGUAAAACUUCUCUUAUGAAUCAGUAUGUAAGCAAAAAAUUUAGCAAUCAAUAUAAAGCUACUAUAGGUGCAGAUUUUCUUACCAAAGAAGUAAUGGUAGAUGAUAGGAUAGUUACUAUGCAGAUUUGGGAUACAGCUGGUCAAGAAAGGUUUCAAUCUUUAGGUGUUGCUUUCUACAGAGGUGCUGAUUGUUGUGUACUUGUAUUUGAUGUUUCUGCACCAAGUAGCUUUAAAUCUUUAGACUCUUGGAGAGAUGAAUUUUUGAUUCAAGCUUCUCCUCGAGAUCCAGAUAAUUUUCCAUUUGUAGUACUCGGAAAUAAAGUUGAUUUGGAAACCAAAGUGAUUCAUGGUAAAAAAGCACAACAAUGGUGUCAAUCUAAAAAUAAUAUUCCAUAUUUUGAAACUAGUGCUAAAGAAGCCAUUAAUGUUGAACAAGCUUUCCAAACGAUAGCAAAGAAUGCUUUAGCUCAAGAAAGCGAAGUGGAAUUAUAUAAUGAAUUCCCAGACCAAAUUAAGUUGACGAAUGAUCAACGAAACAAUGGCAAAGGUGAUUCUUGUGCCUGCUAGGUCUUUGAGUGAUGGAAAUUUUGGAUAAGCACAUAGAUGCACAGGUCAGAUCGUACAUUCGCGUACCUGCGCAUUUUAAAAAAUACUAUAUCGAGCUUGAUGUGUUUGGAAGUCCUAAGUAUGCACCUUGGUUUUCUUCAAUUUUUCAUUAAGAUAUUUUUAAAGCAUAUUUAUAGUAUUGGAACUUUUUUUAUUGAAAUUAUGUGAAAUAUUGUGGAAAAAUAUAUAUGUAUAUAAGAAAGUUUAUAAGCAAUGCAUUUUAAACAAUAAAAUUAGAAAAAUUUUGUACCAAGGAGCAUUCAUUGGCUUCAUUACAUGAAAGACUAUAUUGUAUUUUAUAUCGUGUAUUUGUGUUGAUAUUUCACUUAUCCAGCAAUAUUUCAACACAUUAUUUCCAAAAAUUGUAAUGCUCUCUUAUUGGGUAUAGCGAACAGUAUGAGCUGCCCUUUUAAAUUGCAUCUUUACAGCUCAUUGUUGAUGUUCUUCAUUGUGGAAUGAUACUACGAUGUUUAUGAAUCAUAUAGGCAUAAUUUAUAUCGGAAGGAAAAUUUAUGGGUUGGGAACACACUUAGCAUAACAAUUAGAUCAUUAUAAAUUUGCUCAUGAUUCAUUAAAUACAAUCACAUUUAUUGAAAAGUUCUAGAAAUAUUUGUGAAUAUAUUCAUUUGAUUAUUUCUAAAAUCUAAUUUUUAUUGUCAAAUAAAAUGAAAAUUUUAUUAUUAUUCAACAUAAUAUAUUUCAAAUACAUAUAUAAAUAAUUUUAUAAAAUAAUGGAUUUUUAUUGAAAUAUUGUAAUUAUUUAAUUACCUUUGAAUUUCUUCAAUAAUCUAAAUCUUGCUAAUUGUUAUGUUGAUCAAGAUAUUCUUAUCUUCAAAAAAUAACUCAUAUUUUUUGCGUAAAUUUAAAUAAUAUUGAGUUUGUUUAAUAAAAUUAAUGCGUAUUUCCUGAUAUUUCACGAUCAUCUUAAUCUCAAAAGGCUAGUGCGUUUUCAA